CACACACACACACACACACACACACACACACACACACACACACACAGCUUGUCUGCAGCAGCUCCCGGCCUCCAGCCGCCUGUUCCAGUCAUGCCUGCCACCGGAGCUAAUGAUCCGAAGGCGGAGGAUUUCUCCACAGCUAUACUAAAGCAGAAGAGCAGACCGAACAGGCUGAUAGUAGACGAAGCCAACAAUGAGGACAACAGCAUCGUCUGCCUCUCUCAGGUGAAGAUGGAGGAGCUGCAGUUGUUUCGCGGGGACACGGUGGUGAUGCGCGGUCGUAAACGGCGUCAGACCGUCUGCAUCGUCCUCACAGACGACACCUGCGGAGACGAGCGCAUACGCAUGAACCGCGUCACACGCAACAACCUGCGCGUGCGCCUCGGAGACGUCAUCAGUAUCAACGCCUGUCCUGAUGUUAAGUAUGGGAAGCGUAUUCAUGUUUUGCCGAUUGACGACACCAUCGAGGGACUGACCGGGAACCUUUUUGAGGUUUUCCUGAAGCCCUAUUUCCUGGAGGCCUACAGACCCGUCCACAAAGGUGAUAUAUUUCUAGUUAGAGGAGGAAUGAGGGCAGUAGAGUUUAAGGUUGUGGAAACAGACCCCACCCCCCACUGUAUCGUCGCCCCAGAUACCAUCAUCCACUGCGAGGGCGAACCCAUCAAACGAGAGGACGAGGAGGAGAGUCUGAAUGAUAUUGGGUAUGAUGACAUCGGCGGCUGUCGUAAACAGUUGGCUCAGAUUAAGGAGAUGGUGGAGCUUCCUCUCCGACACCCCGGCCUCUUCAAAGCCAUCGGAGUGAAGCCCCCGCGAGGGAUUCUCCUGUAUGGACCCCCUGGAACCGGGAAGACUCUAGUGGCCCGAGCCGUCGCUAACGAGACGGGAGCGUUCUUCUUCCUUAUCAAUGGUCCAGAGAUCAUGAGUAAACUGGCGGGAGAAUCGGAGAGUAAUCUGAGGAAGGCUUUCGAGGAGGCUGAGAAGAACGCUCCCGCCAUUAUCUUCAUCGACGAGCUGGACGCCAUCGCUCCCAAACGAGAGAAGACUCAUGGGGAGGUGGAGCGCCGAAUCGUGUCUCAGCUCUUGACCCUGAUGGACGGACUGAAGCAGAGGGUUCACGUGGUCGUGAUGGCGGCUACCAACCGACCCAACAGUGUGGACCCGGCUUUACGCCGUUUCGGUCGUUUUGAUCGUGAGAUUGAUAUCGGGAUUCCGGACUCUACGGGUCGGCUGGAGAUUCUCCAGAUUCACACCAAGAACAUGAAGCUGGCUGAUGAUGUGGAUCUGGAGAGGAUCGCUACAGAUACUCAUGGUCAUGUGGGAGCUGAUCUGGCGGCGCUGUGCUCUGAAGCAGCUCUUCAGGCCAUCCGGAAGAAAAUGACCCUGAUCGAUCUGGAGGACGAAACCAUCGACGCCGACCUGCUCAACUCCCUCGCCGUCACCAUGGACGACUUCAGGUGGGCUCUGAGUCAGAGUAACCCCUCGGCUCUGAGGGAGACGGUGGUGGAGGUUCCUCAGGUGAACUGGGAGGACAUCGGGGGUCUGGACGAGGUGAAGCGGGAGCUGCAGGAACUCGUACAGUACCCUGUGGAGUACCCUGAUAAGUUCCUGAAGUUCGGGAUGACCCCGUCCAGAGGGGUGCUGUUCUACGGGCCGCCCGGCUGCGGGAAAACACUGCUGGCCAAAGCCAUCGCCAACGAGUGCCAGGCCAACUUCGUCUCCAUUAAAGGUCCGGAGCUCCUCACCAUGUGGUUUGGAGAGUCUGAGGCUAAUGUGAGAGAUGUGUUUGAUAAGGCUCGCCAGGCCGCUCCAUGUAUCCUCUUCUUUGACGAGUUGGACUCCAUCGCUAAGUCCAGAGGGGGCGGAGCCGGGGACGCGGGGGGUGCGGCCGAUCGGGUCAUCAACCAAAUCCUCACAGAGAUGGACGGAAUGACCAAUAAGAAGAACGUCUUCAUCAUCGGCGCCACCAACAGGCCUGAUAUAAUUGAUCCGGCGAUUUUGCGUCCGGGUCGUUUGGAUCAGCUGAUCUAUAUUCCUCUGCCGGACAUGCCGUCCCGCACCGCCAUCCUCAGAGCCAACCUCCGCAAAUCACCUGUGGCUAAAGAGGUGGACCUGCCGUACCUGUCCCGGAUCACUGAGGGUUUCUCGGGAGCUGAUCUGACGGAGAUCUGCCAGAGAGCCUGUAAACUCGCCAUCCGAGAAGCUAUCGAAGCCGAGAUCCGCGCAGAGAGAGAGAGACAGAGCAGGAAGGGCACUGCCAUGGAUGAUGAUUAUGAUCCUGUUCCUGAGAUCAGGAAGGACCACUUUGAGGAGGCUAUGAGAUUCGCCCGUCGCUCUGUAAGCGACAACGACAUUCGCAAAUAUGAAAUGUUCGCUCAGACUCUGCAGCAGAGCCGCGGUUUCGGAAACUUCAGGUUUCCCUCCAGUUCUCAGUCAGGUGGAGGACAGGGAUCAGGUCAGGGUUCUGGGGGUCACUACAGAGAAGAUGGAGAUGAUGACCUCUAUCAAUAAUUCUAAUAAUUCAGCCAAUCGAGAAGCAGAGAGAUUACACUACAAAUGAAGCUUAUAGAAAAUGUUAUUUAACAGUUAUUUAAUAGCUGUGUUUUUAUAUCUGUGUUAGCAGUGUUAAAUACUGUUCGUCUUUAAGACUUGCAGGGCCAGAUUCAUAAAACCACCUGAGGACAGUUCCGGCCAGACACCGCCGGUCUCCAUCAUUAUCGAGGAAUAUUCCAUCCAUCUGCACCCACUAACAGCACACUGCCCAGUGUUUAACUAACAGCGCUCACAAGAUAACACCUCACAACUUAUACACACACAGGUGUGGGCGUUCCAAAAACUAUAUAUAUAAAUAUAGAUAUAAUAUUGUUAGAAUGCACUAUGCAUCAUCAUGGGGUACCACGGCAACCAUUCAGCAACACCUGAGUAACGGUAACCACCAGCAAUCCUGUAACAACCACAUCAUCUGGGAUACCAGAGCAACUGCCAAGCACCCCAACCACCUAGCAACCACUUAGCAACGGCAUAUGCAGGAUCCACAUGAGAUACCAUAUCAACCACCUAGGAACAACCAUAGCAAACAGAACUAACUUGGAUACAUAGAAAGAAGGUGUUGAUACUGUAUAAACCACCUUAAUAAAUAUAUUUUUAUUAAAUACAGUCAAAUAAAAUGUAUUUGUAAUAAUUCAUAAAGCCUUAUUAAGCUCUAUUUAUUCACAAUGGAUUUUAUGAAUCUGGCCUGUAAUGUGCAAUACUUAGGUUUAUGUUUUUAACCUUUCUUGAAUAAAAUAUGAUGAAUUAGCACUUUAGCAGACUGCUAAACUCAGAUUUAGCCAGUUCCUAUUUGUGAGUGUGACAAUUUAAUUGAAAAAUUGAUUGAUUUUUAUAGCUGUUAAUAGAUUGAAAAUGUGUUUUAUUGUCUGUUAUUGUGUUAUUUUAUAUUUUUUGUGAGUUUAGAAUGAUGUAAAAUAAAGCACUGGUGAUAAAUGAGGCAGUUUCAUAUUUAAGUAAAUCCGCUAAUGUAAAAAUAUAAAGAAUAAAAUCAUAAAAUUUCUCUUUCCUGAACUUUAUUUUAAAAUCAGUAUUUUCCUGAAUACAGAUCAAACAGUUCACGGCCUCCAAACCUUUAGUUUCCUUACGUUUGUCUAGUUUUUACAUCUAUUUUAAAACCUGCAGAAUUUGGGUUUGAAUAAAUAAAUAAAUAAAUAAUAGAUUUGAAUGAG
Astyanax mexicanus (Mexican tetra) is the source of this 3716-nucleotide messenger RNA. Its product is annotated as zgc:136908. NCBI's taxonomy places the organism in Eukaryota, Metazoa, Chordata, Actinopteri, Characiformes, Acestrorhamphidae. Gene Ontology annotation, molecular function: ATP hydrolysis activity; ATP binding; polyubiquitin modification-dependent protein binding. The transcript is spliced from 19 exons. Bases 91 to 2508 code for a protein of 805 amino acids. The record is from RefSeq and is a predicted model, not a curated record. Gene Ontology annotation, cellular component: nucleus; VCP-NPL4-UFD1 AAA ATPase complex; cytosol. Gene Ontology annotation, biological process: mitotic spindle disassembly; retrograde protein transport, ER to cytosol; autophagosome maturation.